Molecule: messenger RNA, 948 nt
Organism: Nannospalax galili (Upper Galilee mountains blind mole rat)
Lineage: Eukaryota; Metazoa; Chordata; Mammalia; Rodentia; Spalacidae
Product: olfactory receptor 4K5-like
Exons: 1
Coding region: 29-946 (305 amino acids)
Biological process (GO): G protein-coupled receptor signaling pathway
Cellular component (GO): membrane
Molecular function (GO): G protein-coupled receptor activity; olfactory receptor activity
Source: RefSeq, a predicted model, not a curated record
UGCACUUCAUUAGAACACAGUGUGCUAAAUGGAAGAAGUGAACCAGUCUGUGGUAUCUGAGUUUAUUUUUCAGGGACUUUGUACCUCAAAGAAACUGCAGCUCUUGCUGUUCCUGCCAUUUUCCACUCUCUAUCUAAUGAUUGUUCUGGGCAACCUCUUCGUUGUGCUCUUAAUCGUCACUGACCACCAUCUCCACUCUCCCAUGUACUUUCUGUUAGCUAAUCUCUCCUUCAUUGACUUCUGUCUUUCAUCUGUAACCACACCCAAAAUGACUACAGACCUCCUGCAAGAAAAGAAAAUCAUUUCUUUUGGUGGCUGUAUGAGCCAGAUCCUCUGUGUGCAUAUCUUUGCAGGGGGUGAGAUGGUGCUUCUUGUAACUAUGGCCUAUGACCGCUAUGUGGCCAUCUGUAAGCCACUCCAUUAUUCCAGCAUCAUGGACAGACAGAAGUGUAUCUGGCUAGUUUUGAUAUCAUGGAUAAUUGGCUUGGUACAUGCCAUUAGUCAACUGGUCCUGAUUUUGGACUUGCCUUUUUGUGGAUCUAGAGUGGUAGACAGCUUUUUCUGUGACAUUCCUCUGGUGUUAAAAUUAGCCUGCAUGAAUACUGAUACUCUGGGAAGCCUGAUAAAUGCUGACAGUGGUGUUUUAGCAUCUACUUCCUUCAUUCUCUUGCUAAUUUCUUAUACAUACAUUCUAUUUACUGUUCUCCUUCACUCUAAAGGUGGUGGAUCAAAGGCACUUUCUACCUGUACAUCCCAUAUCAUAGUGGUUGUGCUGUUCUUUGGGCCCUGCAUUUUCAUCUUUCUGUGGCCAGUCAGCAUCACUUGGGUGGACAAGUUUCUUGCAGUGUUUUACACAGUAGUCACGCCUCUCCUGAAUCCUGCCAUUUAUACACUAAGAAAUAAAGAUAUUAAGAAUGCCAUAAAGAAAAUGAUAAAUCAAAUAUGAAU